AUGGAAGAGCAUCAGGUGGUGCCCGAUGUCCUCGAUGUCAUUCCGCCCAAUGUUAUCGAGAUUACAUACCCGGGUGGACAGACGGUCUCUAUGGGAAAUGAGUUGGAGCCCAAACACGUUAAAGACAUCCCAGACCUCCGGUGGACCACAGAAGAGGGUGUCUUAUAUACCCUGAUUAUGACAGACCCGGAUGCGCCCGUUCGCAACAAUCCUUAUAACCCAAAGCACGGAGAGGCCAACCACUGGCUUGUGGUCAACAUACCGGGGCUCGAUAUACAGUCAGGACAAACUUUAAACGAUUAUGUGGGUGCGGGACCCCCACCGGGUUGUGGUUUACAUCGGUAUAUAUUUACGAUAUACAAACAAUCGGGUGUUCUUAAUAUUAGUCCACUACCGGGGCGCCGUGGUUUCAAAACACGUGAUUUUGCUCGUAAGCACGGGUUGGGUGAGCCCAUAGCCGGCAACUUCUUCCAGGCUCAGUUUGACAGAUAUGUGCCCCUAAUGUACGUCCAAAUCAUUGGCACUCGUAUUCGCAAUAUGUGUUCAAUUAUGUGA
This is a messenger RNA of Oppiella nova, 555 nucleotides long. The record is from the annotation of a GenBank genome assembly. NCBI's taxonomy places the organism in Eukaryota, Metazoa, Arthropoda, Arachnida, Sarcoptiformes, Oppiidae.